AUGGUUGUGUCCAAAUUCGAACAAUUACCAGAUGAAAUUAUUCUUGAAAUAUGUCUAUAUUUAAGACCAUUUGAUAUUAUCGAUGGAUUUAUCCAACUUAAUUCGCGUCUUAAUCGAACAAUAAGUCAAUUUAGACAAAAUGCAGACAUUCAUCAUUUAACCUUGACACAAUAUCAACGUUGGUAUUUACAUUUACUACCAUAUACAGCAAAACAUAUUAAAAAGUUAGUUUUAAGUAAUUGGAAUUCUCCUGGACAAAUACGUCUUUUUAAUCAAUCAAUAAAAUAUUAUAAAUCACUUCAUCAUUUAUUACCAAAUCUUAAACAACUUCGAUUAAUCGAUUUUAGUAAUGAUGAUGUUGAUAUUCUUCCUAAAUUAUCAUUGAUUGAUAAAAUUCUAAUUGAUAUAGAUGCAUUAAGACCUUUACUUCAUUCAACAAAACUUCUUCUUGAUCAAUAUCUUUUUUGUUCAUCAUUUCCAUUCAAAGAAAUACGUCUUUGGGUUGGUGAAAAUGGUUUUCGUUUACAACAUAAUAAAGAUCUUAUUACAAAUCCUAAUCUUGAACAACUAACAAUUGUUGUUGCACAUAUUGAUGAUCUCAUACUUUUAUUCAAACGUUCACCUAAUCUUUUAAAAUUAUAUGCUGAAAUUAAUUCAUUUACAUCAGAUGAACCAAAACAAUAUGCUACAGCUGAAGUUAUGCCUAAAAAAUUAACUGAUUUUCAUAUACAAACUAAUGAUCAAAAAGCUCUUACAUUUGAUGAUCUAUUUGUUAUUAUAAUUCAUAUACCAACAAUAAAAUUACUUUCACUCGAUAUUGAAACAAAUGAUAUGGAUUAUGCUGAUGGUCUUUGUUGGACAUUAUUAACAUCACGUUUACCUAAAUUAACACGUUUAUAUUUUCGUACAAGAAUAUGGAUGGGAACAGGAUCAACAUUUAUUGAUGUUAGUCCAUUUAUUGAAUCAUUUGCACGAACAAAUCUACCAAUUAUUUGUUAUGCUGAUAGUCGAGUACUUCAUAUUGAUACCAUUCCAUAUGAUAUGCAUGAAUUUGAAACAAAUAUGAGUGUAACAUCAUCACCAUCAGUUAAAUAUGGUAAAACAACAAAUAAUGAAUUAUAUCAACGACAAGCUCAUGGUGUUCAAUCACUUUUUCUCUCAGGACGACAUGAGAAAACAUUUAUAACCGAUUGGUUAUAUGUUCUUAAUCGUUUUCCAUGUAUACAAGCACUUGAUCUUACAUCUGUGAAUAUAAUUGAUCAAAAACAUAUUUAUGAACAAAUACAUUUACCACGUCUUAUUGCAUUAAGAUAUGUUCGAUCAACAAGAUGUGAAAUUAAUAUCCCGUUUUUUCUCUUACUUGUAACAAAAAAUACAAUAACUCCUAGUCUUCGUGCAUUAACAAUCAUGUAUGGUGAUCUGAUUUAUUUAUGUAAACGUUUACCUAAUUCAACAUUUGAUCGAUUAAAAGAACUUUGGUUAUUUAGUAGUGAUACAGAUGGUCGUAUAAUUAUUAAAGAUAUGAAUUUAUUACUUAAUACAUUUCCAUAUUUACGUAAUUUCUCAUUUUUAAUGCAUUCAAGCAGAUCAAUAAAUAGACAUAUUGAACAAAUUAUUGAAAUGACUUUAUGUUCAUUACCAAAUUUAAUAAGUUUUCGUAUGACAUGUCGAAAAGGUUCAUUUUUAUUACCUUCAUUAGUUGAUAAUGAUAAACGAAAUACAUGGAUUAAACGAGUAUUUGGUAGAAAUCAAUGUGAACAUAUUCAUUUGAUAAUUAAUAAAAAAGAAAUAUCAGUUUGGAAAUAA
Molecule: messenger RNA, 1806 nt
Organism: Adineta steineri
Lineage: Eukaryota; Metazoa; Rotifera; Eurotatoria; Adinetida; Adinetidae
Source: the annotation of a GenBank genome assembly